AUGUCUUUGAGAAGACAUGUCUGCCGCCUACCGCUCCGUCUCAAGGCCCCAAAGGACCACGUCUGGAUCAGCGAAGAUGUCCUCAACAGUGCAAUGCACCGCUUUGCGCAUGGCAGGAUACCAAGACGGCAUGUGGGUCUUGCGCCUGGUCCUCUGGAAGCACGGAAAAGAGCAUCGAAGCGGCGCAUGAUGAAUCUUGCGCAAGUUGGAGAUGGUGGAGGUUUCGAUCCGAGCGUGCUUCCUGGAUUGGGAGCGCCAGAGCGUGCGGAGUGGAAAUGGCAGAGCCCUACGCUCCUUCUACCACAGAGACCGGAUGAAGCCGCGCCCCUACCAUCUUGGCUGACGGACCCUCCCCCUAUUGUGGCUGAUAAGCGCGUCGAAAAAACCAAAAAAGACGAGGACAUCGAAGGUGUCAAGAACGAAGAGGACCUCGAGCAGCGACAUACACAUCUUCGGCGCAAAGGCUUGCUGGUAAACCCCGGGUUCUUGGAAGACUUGAAGAAAUGUAGGGAUGUCGAUGGUCUAUACAAUUGGGCUGCUGAUUACGGCAUCGACUUCCGGAUGUUUCCCAAGCUCGUGUUUUCAAGCUUGUGCCAUGCUGGACAGCCACUUCCGGUUCUAUUACAUGCACUGGAAGAUGCGGCUCUGGGCACCCCUGGCAAUUUGAAUUUCCUACUGGAUUGGCAACUACGAAAAGGGGAGCGCGAGGGACGACUACGGAUAAGAUUAAAAUCUGAUGACAUGACUCUCCUGCAACAGUGGAUGAGACGGCAAUUGUACCUUGGCCUGAAGACCGAGAAGGACAUCCUCGUAUUCUUGAGAUUCGUAUCCCGUGUCAGUGAUGCCGCCAGUGAUGAAUCUUUGAAGUGCAAUUUCAUAGCAUCCAUCGUUGAGGGCCUCCAAGCGAGUUCGGUAUUUGGGUUCAAGGAUUUGGGACCGGAGACACAGUCUAGACUCUUAGAGUCUAUCACACGAGGACCAUUGACACGCCAAUCGCUGGAUCUGGGAUCCAGCUUGAUUGAAGCUAUGCAGCAAUCGCAGCUGGAGGGCACAGAUCAGAAGAUCUCUGCGUUUAUUGGCGGAGUUGUCCAUGCGUGCGCUUCACUACGGGAACACCAAAAGCGGGAAACACGGUUUUUGGAGGUAAUGCCGAGGGCUCUGGAGAUGAUAGGGGGACUCCCACAAGAACUAGCAUGCUCGGUUAUUUUGAUCACGACCGAGGCUUUGACUAAUGAUCAUAUCCGUAUGCCUGCUAUUAAGGCUGGUACGAUGCAGCUGCUUUACACAUGGUGGUCUGCAAUUUUUAUGACAAACAUUCUUAGUUUUGGCCGAAAGAUUCCUCUCAAGACGCAGAUUGAGCUUUUUCUGAGCACCCAGGAGCCGAAAGUAGCUGUUCCAUACUUGCAGCAAUUGGAUGACCCAGAAAAGGCCCGUUUUAUACUUCGCUACUGGGUCGGACCCAAAACGCGAUCUGGUCGAUCUCGAGCUCGGUAUCUUUUCGAUGGAUUCUGUUCUACGAAGGGGACAGACUCGCCUUGGGUUAGCAUGUUUCAAGCUGCACGCAAGUGUGCUCAAGAGUCCUCGGAACCGUUAGACGUCUGUAUCAAACGAGUAUUCAAGGUACUGCAGAUGCUGCGCCAAUCCGAGGCUAUCAUCGAGGUUAUUAAGCAGGCCCGAAAGCUCCAUGCUAUCAUUGAUGAAAGCGACGUGGUGUACACGAUCAGGGAGCAUUCACGGGAACAGCCGCACCUAGCGGAGCGAAUGUUCCACUUCUACCCAAGACUGCGACUCGAAAGGUGUCCCGAGCUUGCCGAGCGAAUGAUUCUAAACCCGAGGAGCCAUCCAAGCACCGCGCUGUACUAUAUGCAGAGUCGCCGCUCGCGCUUCCCCGUGGACCGUGAAGGGGUUUCAAACUUCCGUAUACAACUUCUAGACAGGAUGGCGCUCGCCUACUCUACGGUGCUACAUAUAACUCCACGAAUGGCGUUGAGGAAAGUGCACAAAUGCUAUACUCAGCAUAUGAAGGAACGUCUAGGGCCACCUUCAGUAAUGAUGGCACGAGCGCUUACUCGAGCCGGGCUUAUCCGACCCCUUCAGGCAGGCCGAUGGGUUAACACGACCCUAGUUCGAUGGAUCUUAUCCGUUAUUCGGUCUACGGAGAGUGCUGAUGUGGCAGAUCAAGUCGACGAAAUAGUGUACAGGUGGCGUGCGGCUAAUGCAAAGAAAAUCCGAGCAGCUUCACUAGCCAAUCGACGCGCUCGGUACUUUGCAAUAGAACAUUCUAUGGACUUCCGUGUUCGGACCAAGUGGUCCAAUCACUAUCGAGGCGAUGAAAAGAUUUACACGCCUUUAAAGAACCCCCUCCAGCUCGAUUGA
Letharia columbiana is the source of this 2376-nucleotide messenger RNA. RefSeq lists its product as uncharacterized. The record is from RefSeq and is a predicted model, not a curated record. Bases 1 to 2376 code for a protein of 791 amino acids. The transcript is spliced from 2 exons. NCBI's taxonomy places the organism in Eukaryota, Fungi, Ascomycota, Lecanoromycetes, Lecanorales, Parmeliaceae.